AUGAACUUCGAAGAACAUAGUCGUGAAUUCUACUUCCUGGUUCCCCUAGCUUCUGAUGGCGCAGGCCCGCUGGAUGGCGAUGAAGAGAUCUAUUGCCUCACACCGGCUGCCAGCUGCCAACACAUCACCUUCGCCGUUGCGGCUGAGUAUGCCCUGUACUCUUCACCGAACCUGCUGAAGCUCUUAGAUGCCGUGCCCGGUUCAUCCCUGACAAUCUUCUCCGGCAUGGGUUCUCUGGGUAUCCCUCCCCGGACAAUCCAGGACCUCCUCACCACUUACGGGAUCACGCGGUGUUUUCUCGAUCUGAGGGUAACAAAGCCCUGCCGCACUUGCUCGCAGGGAGGGGUCUGCAGCUUGCAGUAA
Molecule: messenger RNA, 363 nt
Organism: Symbiodinium sp. CCMP2592
Lineage: Eukaryota; Dinophyceae; Suessiales; Symbiodiniaceae
Source: the annotation of a GenBank genome assembly